AUGUUCGGGUUCAAUGUGAACAAGCUCAAGCCGAACCUCACGAUGGCGGUGCACCGCAUCGGCAUUGUCAAGAACAAGAAAGCCCACGCAGCUUUGGCACAGCGUCGUGAAGUCGCGCGGCUUUUACGCGAAGGAAAAGAAGAAAAAGCUCGCAUUCGGGUCGAAGGAAUCAUACGCGAUGACUUUACUAUCGAAGGCUACGAAAUCUUGGAACUGCUGUGUGAUCUCCUGGCGGAGCGAGCUAAUCUGAUCAAGAGUGAAUUUGACUGUCCAUGCGAUAUGCGCGAGGCAGUGUGCACGCUUAUGUGGGCAGCCAGUCGGACGGAAGUCCCCGAGCUGGCAGAGGUGAAGCGACAACUCACGAAAAAGUACGGGCAGGAUUUCGAAGCAGCAGCGAGUCGCAAUGUCGGCGGGUGCGUGAACGAGCGCGUGAUGCAGAAGCUCAGUGUGCAACCGCCGAGUGCGUGCCUUGUUGUGAACUACAUGAAGGAGAUUGCGCGAGAGUUUCACGUGGACUGGAAUCCCUAUGAAGCCCAGGCGGUGGAACCGCUGGCACCGAGUCCAAUACUCACAGGCUAA
Peronospora matthiolae is the source of this 579-nucleotide messenger RNA. The record is from the annotation of a GenBank genome assembly. Lineage: Eukaryota; Oomycota; Peronosporomycetes; Peronosporales; Peronosporaceae.